CGUACAUGCUUUCAUUGCUUCGUCCGAGUUGUUAUCCGAAAAGUUUGUAAUUCAUCAUAUUUACAGAAUGAAGAAAAUACUUCUGCGAGAAAAUGACGAUGACUUGUUUGACUGUCCAAUGAUAGAAAAUGACCACAUACUAUUCGACAAGAAUUCUAAGUAUGUGUACAAAAUGAUAGGUACACAGCCGACCGGCUUCUGGAUCCAGUUCGUGGCGACGUUCCGGGCACACAUGUACGCGCAAGGCUACGUGGCUUGGAUGGACGAACGCUUGGCGCUCGCGGAGCAGGCAUUCGUUACCAUGCUCGACGCCCUCACGGAGGAGGACUGCGAGCUCAGGAAUAAAAGAAUUAGUAAAAUUUUUACUGAUGUUAAAAUAUUGCAAUCCACGUACGGUGUAAAAGAUUGUCAGCAGUUUUCAUCCCUGAGAAGCCUGAGCGGCAAGCCGUGGGCGUCCUCGCUGUCGAGUCCUCAGGCACAGCAGGCGCUCGUCAGGCUGUACGGCACGAACGAGCACGUCGCCAAGACGUCGAGGGUGUUCCUGCUGUGGAGCCGGUUCGCGGGCGCGCUGGCCGUGUGCUUCAAGCGCUGGAAGCGGGCCGGGCCGGCGAGGGACGGGCGUGCCGCGCCGUGGACGCCGCCGGCCCACUGGCGCGACAAGGGCAAGCGGGCGCGCGCCCUCACCUUCGAGCUGCGCCUGAAGACGCGCUGGGCGUACGGCCUUGGCCGCCUGACGGGCGUGCCCGCAUCCUCCAUCGCCUGGCUGCCAAGCCUCGACGCCGAGGAACUGAAGGCCUUGCUGGGGCGGCUGCCCCUCUACAGCGGCACCCAGCUGGAGGCCUACAGGGCAGCGCCGCUCAGCCCCUGGGACGCCGACGCAGACAGCUACUUGCGCGCCCUGGCGCGGGGGUCACCAGGCACGCUGCCCUUGGUGCCGUACACUUGCCCCCCGCCCCCUCCCCCGCCCCGACACUCGCCCCGCGACGACCGGCGCUCCUAUCUCAACCGCGGCCAGAUGAUGUUGCUGCAGUACUUCAUCGAGGAGAUGAUGUUCCGAUCCUUCGUGAGAGAAGUCUAUCGUCGAGCUGGCUCGUCUUCCGACACUGAUGACGAAGUUGAUCAAGAGGAGGGCCUGCGCAGUUGUGCCAACUGCAGCGUGCCGGAGCCGCAGCCAGGCUACUACAAGAUCUGCAAGCUGUGCAAGGUCGAGCGUGUCAGCACGCCCAGGUUCUACUGCAGCCGCCAGUGCCAAGUAUACGACUGGAAAAGGUUCCACAAACGAGAGCACAAGAGGAAAUAAGAAGUCAAAUAGUCAUCAUGCAUGUCCAUAUUUCGAAGAAGCCAAAAUAGUGCAUGAAAUGGGAUAUGGGUUGUAUAGUGUUUUAAAUAUUGUGUUUUUUUUUACAAGUAUUAAACCCUUGACGUUUACUUUCUAGUGUAAGUUAGUUACAUGUGUUGCCAAAGAGAAACAGAUAUCAUGUUUAACCUGUAAUAUUUUAGAUUUUAGUUUCACUAAAGUGGAAAGAUUAUUUAUGAUUCAGCAACAUUAUGUGAUGUAGUGUCUUUGCCUGUAUUCAUAGAACGAGUGCAAAUGCUUCUCGGAGCAUUAGUUUCUCAAACUUGUGAGUAUUAAUUGUUUUCAUGCAGUGGCCACUCCUAAAAAGAGGUCCUGGUCAGCUCUAAGUGACUGCAGAUGAGUAGCAGCACUGUUUUUGGUUUCAUAUUUGCCAAAGGUUGUAGCACUGUGAACUUCCGUCUUGUUUGAGCUGUUCAGUUGUAUUCAUGUAAUGCAUGAAAUAGAGAGAGCUCACUAAUGUUUAUAUACUAUAUUUUCAGGGCUUUUUAUAUUCUGAUGUUUUAAGUUUGUAUAGUUAAAUCUUCUUAGUUGAGUUGUCAAUGUAGUUUUUGUAUGUUAAUGGCACUGGUGUAAUUGCUCUGAGUAUAUUCAGAAUAAUAUGUUUGUUUACGUAGCUAGCACUGUCUGCUUUCGUAAGAUUUUAAGGAUUAGGGAAGUGAAUUAACUUGCAAGUAAAAUCUUGUGGGAAAAAUCGUUUUAUAGUAUUGUUUAAAUUGUUUUAUAGUAUUCUUUUAUAACAUAAAACCUUUCACAUUUCUUAAAUCAGGUGGCCGAGCAUCAUCACUUCUUUAAUCUACAACUCAGGCAUUCUUUUUUCAUCUUACUUCAAUAAGUUCCAUUGAUAACAUAUAGCAAACCCCAUUUCAGA
This is a messenger RNA of Bacillus rossius redtenbacheri, 2225 nucleotides long. RefSeq lists its product as uncharacterized. The coding region runs from base 68 to 1300 and encodes 410 amino acids. Lineage: Eukaryota; Metazoa; Arthropoda; Insecta; Phasmatodea; Bacillidae. The transcript is spliced from 9 exons. The record is from RefSeq and is a predicted model, not a curated record.